Trichoderma atroviride IMI 206040 is the source of this 996-nucleotide messenger RNA. RefSeq lists its product as uncharacterized. Lineage: Eukaryota; Fungi; Ascomycota; Sordariomycetes; Hypocreales; Hypocreaceae. The record is from RefSeq and is a predicted model, not a curated record. Gene Ontology annotation, molecular function: protein binding.
AUGCAGGAACUCUCAGUCAUCUCUCCCAAAUUCCACAAUCUCGUCUACCCUCGUAUGAACCUCAAAGACCAUACUUUGGACGACAACCUGCCUGCGUGUCGCUUCCAGUCUCAACCUGAUGGGCAUCGUUUCCGCCAACCACCAGAGUCAUGCGCCGGUGCUCUCGAAACUCUUCCUGCCGAGUUGGUUGCCAAGAUUCUCUCUCAACUGGAUCUGCGCACCCUCGCGGAUUUUCGAUGCGUCAAUAGACGUGCCUCGGAGCUCGUUGACGUCCUUCCCGAGUACAGAGCCAUCAUCACACAUGCACCCAAUGCCUUGCACGGCAUUGUAAGUAUCGAAGCUGGCAGGUGGAUUACUCCCAGUGCGCUAUAUGAGAAACUAUGUACGCCCAAAUGCGAACAGUGCGAUGACUUUGGCGGUUACCUCUAUCUCCUUACAUGCAAGAGGGUUUGCUUCUUAUGUCUAUCAAAGGAUAAGCUAUACCUGCCGUUGACCCGCAGGCGCGUGAGCCGAAUAUUCGGGCUGGAGCCCCAGAUGCUUGCAAAGAUACCUCACAUGAGAGUUAUGCCGGGGAUAUACUCACCGAACGAAAGGAAGGCAGAGCAGUCUGUCUUGGUCGACUAUGAAUCUGCCCUUUGUGCUGGUGUUACGUUUCACGGGUCAUUAGAUGCUAUGGAAAAGUACGUGUUUCACAAGGAAGACCAAAAAGUAACGGCGGCGCUGAAAUCAGGAGCCAUCGCAUGCCGUAUACCGCCGCCAUAUCUGACAGAUCCUUAUGACGGACAGUCAGGGAACCCGCUCCGAUUUGUGGCAAUCGUUCGGGUGCCAUGGCUGAAUAGAGCGUUGCAGGAGGUAGAAUGGGGUUUCCAUUGCAUUGGAUGCGAAAAGUCUAGCCGCCCGCCUCUUCAUUAUAGGCGCCAGUUCACGGAAGCCUCAUUCGAAGACCACUUACAACAGUGUGGGGGUAUACAAAACGGGCGGCAUCAGUCCGGAUGA